AGGAGCAUGAUGAGAUAUCUCUGCUAUCAGUCCCGACCAAACCUCGUGCCAGCAGUCGCGGUAAUACGAGGGGGGUUUCCGUUAUCCGUCAUAAAUGGGCCUAAAGAGUCUCUAGGCAGCCCGUCUAAGACUAUCCAGCGGACUAUUGGCCUUAGAGCUGGCAUAAGAACUUCAAGGCCUAUUGAGUCGAGUUACCUUUCAACCUUCGCCCUAAGGCCCGGGGGGCCAAAUAUGAAGCUGCUUAAAGCUCAUCCACUGCUUGUAUUAGCAAAUAGCUAUCUGAUAGACUCCCCAGCUCCUAGGGUCACUCUAGCGAUGCACUACUUACCUUCGAUAGAUGCAGCCUUCUGCAGCGUUGAACACAUCAUGAGAGAUGUAAACAACGGCUGGUUAAUACGAUACCUACACGCUAAU
Molecule: messenger RNA, 414 nt
Organism: Racocetra persica
Lineage: Eukaryota; Fungi; Glomeromycota; Glomeromycetes; Diversisporales; Gigasporaceae
Source: the annotation of a GenBank genome assembly